GUGGGAUUGCGGACGUAGGAGCCAGGCCGGCAGCAGCUCAGGACUGGAGUCGCGCUCCGAGCGCACUGCCGUCAAAUCCUUGCCGCUGCCCCUGGCUGUCGCCUCCCAAGAAAAGUCGUGGGACCAUGUCGAAUAUGGAGAAACACCUAUUUAACUUGAAGUUUGCUGCAAAAGAACUUAAUAGGAAUGCCAAGAAAUGUGAUAAAGAAGAAAAGGCUGAAAAGGCCAAGAUUAAAAAGGCCAUUCAGAAAGGCAAUACAGAAGUUGCAAGAAUACAUGCUGAAAAUGCAAUCCGCCAGAAGAACCAAACAAUUAAUUUCUUGAGAAUGAGUGCUAGGGUUGAUGCUGUGGCAGCCAGAGUUCAAACUGCAGUAACAAUGGGCAAGGUAACCAAGUCCAUGGCAGGUGUAGUUAAGUCUAUGGAUGCUACAUUGAGGAGUAUGAACCUUGAAAAGAUUUCUGCCCUGAUGGACAAAUUUGAACAGCAGUUUGAAACACUGGAUGUUCAAACGCAACAAAUGGAAGACACAAUGAGUAGUACUACAACCCUAACAACACCACAAAACCAGGUGGAUAUGCUGCUUCAAGAAAUGGCAGAUGAAGCUGGCCUUGAUCUCAGUAUGGAACUACCACAAGGUCAAACAGGUUCUUUUGGCACAAGUGUUACUUCCAUGGAACAGGAUGAACUAUCACAGAGACUUGCUCGUCUACGUGAUCAAGUGUAACUUAAAGAACUGGCGCUUUUGUUUACUUCACUGGCUCCUGAAAUAUUUUGUGUGUAUGUAUAGAUAAGUUUCACUCCAAUUACACUAAGAAUGCCAUACAUUACAGAAUGCUUAACACUAUUUGUAUAUAAUGCUUUCUUUUACCUUGCUGUACUUUCCAGUACUUUAAUUCCAGAGAGUUUCCACCUUGACAGAUUUUACAGUUUUGUAUAUUAUGUUGAAAAGUGCGAGAGACGGUUUUUUGUAGGUGUUUUAGGCUGAGCUAGCAUUAACUUGUUGUAUAUGAAAUAUCUUCCUCAAAAAUUACAUUAAAAAAUCUAGGACCAAAGUGCUACAGAAUAAGUACUUUAUACAGAAUAAAGUAUAGAAUAAAAGUUUUGAUUUUUUUUUAA
Messenger RNA from Balaenoptera acutorostrata (minke whale), 1117 nucleotides. RefSeq names its product charged multivesicular body protein 1B2. The coding region runs from base 126 to 725 and encodes 199 amino acids. The transcript has 8 exons. Lineage: Eukaryota; Metazoa; Chordata; Mammalia; Artiodactyla; Balaenopteridae. Gene Ontology annotation, biological process: late endosome to vacuole transport; endosome transport via multivesicular body sorting pathway; protein transport. The record is from RefSeq and is a predicted model, not a curated record. Gene Ontology annotation, cellular component: ESCRT III complex; multivesicular body.